This is a messenger RNA of Dioscorea cayenensis subsp. rotundata (Guinea yam), 1027 nucleotides long. RefSeq names its product vacuolar protein sorting-associated protein 60.2-like. Gene Ontology annotation, cellular component: multivesicular body. Gene Ontology annotation, biological process: vesicle budding from membrane; late endosome to vacuole transport via multivesicular body sorting pathway. NCBI's taxonomy places the organism in Eukaryota, Viridiplantae, Streptophyta, Magnoliopsida, Dioscoreales, Dioscoreaceae. Bases 91 to 804 code for a protein of 237 amino acids. The transcript is spliced from 7 exons. The record is from RefSeq and is a predicted model, not a curated record.
CAAAAAGACACCACCGCGCGGGAUUCGGUUUCUUCUCGAUUUCUCUUUCUCUCUCGGUUUCUCUCUCGAAUUCGCGUUCGAUCGGAGGAGAUGAAGAGGGUUUUUGGUGCGAAGAAGAACAAGGAUCCACCUCCCACCAUCCAGGAUGCCACCGAUCGAAUAGGUAAAAGAGGUGAUACCGUUGAUGAAAAGAUCAAAAAGCUUGAUAAUGAGCUUGCUAGAUAUAGGGAGCAGAUUAAGAAGGCACGGCCGGGUCCUGCUCAAGAAGCACUGAAGGCUCGAGCAAUGAGAGUUUUGAAGCAAAAACGGAUGUAUGAAGGACAACGAGACAUGUUGUAUAAUCAAACCUUUAACCUUGACCAAGUAGCUUUCGCUGCAGAAGGAAUAAAAGAUGCUCAACAAACUAUGUCUGCAUUGAAGUCAGCAAAUAAGGAACUAAAAGGAAUGAUGAAAACUGUGAAGAUUCAAGACAUAGAUAGCAUGCAAGAUGAAAUGAUGGAUUUGAUGGAUGUGAGCACUGAGAUUCAGGAAUCUCUUGGUAGAAGUUAUAAUGUUCCUGAUGACAUUGAUGAAGAUGAACUUAUGGGUGAGCUUGAUGCUUUGGAGGCAGACAUGGGAGCGGAAACUGAAUCUGAUUCAGUGCCUUCCUAUCUCCAACCAGAUAAGGAACCAGAUUUAGAUUCAGAACUCAGUUUGCCUACAGCACCGGUCGGACAUUCUGCAGUUCCACCCAACCGACAAUCUGCACAGGCGGAAGAUGAAUUCGGUUUACCGGCUGUACCUAGGGCUUCUAUACGUGGUUAGUCAGCAAGCUAUCGAUCAGUAUCAAAUUCAUUUCUCAUUGUGUGACUGUAUAUUUUAGAAAGCCGAAGAUAAUUCGGUUCUGUAGUUUGAUAACAAUACGAGCAUCCUUUUGUUCCUUUCCAUAUUACCUGAAAUUUGUUGGAUGUUUUAUGAUGAACUCUAGUGUUUUUGUUUUGGUAUUAUUAUGAACCAGCAAAAAUUGAUCUUGCUAGCUUUGGUGGAA